Molecule: messenger RNA, 1523 nt
Organism: Paramecium octaurelia
Lineage: Eukaryota; Ciliophora; Oligohymenophorea; Peniculida; Parameciidae
Source: the annotation of a GenBank genome assembly
AUGAAUAACAAACAAGACAUUGCCAACUGUCAAUUCUGCAAAUUCAGGUAGAUCAGAAUUAUGGAGAAAGAAAUACAUAAGAAGUAUUUGAUAAAUAUGAAGGAAUAGAUACUUUGAGUAGUUUAACUUCUAUUUUGCUAAGCCGAUAACAGAAAUAUUAGCAAAUGUUCCUGUGGAUCAUGUCAUUUUGUUUAAAGACUAAUUGUACUUGCAUGAUGAAAACGAAUACAUGAAGCGUUUUUAUUAAAGAGAAGAGUAAGAUCCGAGGUUAAAUUUACUUUGCAAUUUCUACUUUGAGUAACAUAAAGUAAAUCAUGAAACAUUAUACAAAAAUAGAUGAUACAACCAAAUCUAUGUAAAGUUAAUGCUCAUAAGUUUAUGGAGAAGAGAUAGAAUAAAUUGCUAAAAUUACAAUAAAAAGCAUAAAAUAGUUAGAAUCAACAACCAAUUACUAAAAAGAUGAUUCCAGAUCAUAUUUUUAGUGAAAAUUAUGUUGAAUCCGUAUCUGAGUAGUAUCGACAUACUUAUUUAGUUCCUAUCCGAAGGAACAAAUUUCUUGGGACAGCAAAUCUCAUAAUAUCUAUGAGAUAUCAUAAGUUGAAGCAUAGAAAUCAAUACCAAUCAACAAACCAACACAAUAAUUUCAAUGUUCAAUCGUCAAUACAUCUGGAGAUCAUAACAAAUUAUUUAAUUGUUAAAAUGACCAAGAACUAGAUAAUGUCUUUAAUGAUCUAAAUGGAUAAACAUCAAGGAAUUUGUCAGCUGUUACUAAGGUUCCACUUAAGAAGAAACCCCCCUCAAGUUCCAAUGCUAAGAAGAACCCUCCAUCUCAAUUAUCUCAACAGCCUAAGAUACCUGUUCCCCCUUUGAAACUACAAGAAAGUGCAAAAUCUUCAACUACUGCAUGUCCGAAUAAUAACAAAUCCACUAGCAUCUAAUCUUUAAUGAAGAAAUACGAUCAAAUCUUACAAAAGCGAUUUUAAGUCAAGGAAAUACUCACAGAACGAAAUGACACUCGUUAUGGUACAAGUUGUGGUGUUGGUACUGUUAGAGGUGAAGGUGGAUCAUCAAAAAAGCAAAUAACAGAUGAAAUGCUGCUUAAACUUAUUUAAAAUAUGAAGAAAUCAAAAAAUAAAUCUGAUAACUAUCAAUUUCAUGCAUCUUACAAGAGUGUCGUCUAAUAAGCAUAAAGUGGACCCACUCAAUCAUGUACAUUUGAGAAGGAAAACGAAAAGAAGAAAAAAUAUCAAGUUUAUUUGGUAUAGUUUUAGUUAUUAAUAGGAUAGCCGAAAUAGAUAAAAAAGAAUCCUUCGCAGAUGUCAUCACCCACCACUGUUUAGAAGUAAGGUAUAUUAAGUUAUGUUAGUACUUGUUCUCCCUCUAUGUUGUUGAGAUCACUAUCAAAUCCUUCUAUGGCUCCUUCACCGUUGAGGAGACUGGAAAUAAAAGUCAAUCUUAAUAAGUUAAUUCAAUAGCAGGAAUAAGAAAUUGGGUAUUGGACUUAAAGAUGCAAAGUUCGUUGA